CAGUACUUUCUAACCAUCUACAAUCACGCCAAAAUCAAGCCUAAAUGGUGCGCUCCAACAUUCUAUAUCUGACCUUCCCCAAAGAUAUUCCUAUACCAUCCAGAUCACCACAUCACCCCCACCCCAUAAACCCCAAAACCGACCCCCCUCCCUCCCCACCCCCACAAACCAUCAACUCCCGAUUCCUCAUCCUGUCCGACACGCACGGAACACCCAUAUCCUUUAAAGUCCUCCAGCACGAACACCUCGAUAUCGUCCUCCCCUGCGGCGACCUAACCCACGGGUCUAAGCUCUCCGAAUAUCGCGACACAAUCCAACUCCUCCAAAGCAUCCCCAUCCCCCUCAAGCUUCUCGUUGCCGGAAACCACGACUUCACCCUCGACGGCCCCACCUACACCAACAAGAUCACCGAGGCUGAGGCCUGCGGGAUCGACUUCCCUCUGAUCCAAAAGCAGUAUGGCCACCACGGCGAAGCACGCGCUCUCAUCGACACAGCCAAAGACCCAGGCAUCGUGUUCCUGGAUGAGAGGAGCCAUCGCUUUGACUUACCCAACGGAGCCGCAUGAGCAUAUACGCCAUCCCGUGUACGUCGUCGUUCGGGAACUGGUGGUUCCAGUACCGUCCGGACGAUGGGCAUGAUUUCAGAAUAGGGGGAUUCCGUCGACGUGGUGAUGGCCCAUGGACCUUCGAAGGGAAUUUUCUAUUCUACGUAUAGCGGCCGACGGGCUAGAUAUCCACAUCUAUUCGAGGUGGUUGCACGGUGUCGUCCGCGUAUGCAUUCACUUUGGACAUAUCUAAGAAGCCUAGGGCGCGAAGGUAGUGAGUUAGCGGGAGACGGUUAGUGAGAAGCCGU
This is a messenger RNA of Aspergillus heteromorphus CBS 117.55, 853 nucleotides long. RefSeq lists its product as uncharacterized. Bases 45 to 566 code for a protein of 173 amino acids. The record is from RefSeq and is a predicted model, not a curated record. Gene Ontology annotation, molecular function: hydrolase activity. NCBI's taxonomy places the organism in Eukaryota, Fungi, Ascomycota, Eurotiomycetes, Eurotiales, Aspergillaceae. The transcript has a single exon.